Messenger RNA from Aureobasidium vineae, 381 nucleotides. The record is from the annotation of a GenBank genome assembly. NCBI's taxonomy places the organism in Eukaryota, Fungi, Ascomycota, Dothideomycetes, Dothideales, Saccotheciaceae.
GCACCGCUCGACUAUGAAAGACCUACAGAGACUCCGAAGAAGAGCAACAGCUUUGACAGAAAAUUGAUGCGAGAGGCUCAGGAGGAGCGUCGAUACUUUGUCUAUGUUUAUGACUACAGCGAGAACAAGACAAAAAUCAUGAAGAGACGGAAUCUUCUCGAGAGACGAGAUAGUGAGAAAAUUGAGCCAGUGACGAUACCAUCAAAAGGCAGUCUAGCUAUCUGUACUGGCGAUGACGGAUUUGGCGGCGGGAAAACUGUCGUUGCGAGAGUACACAUCAACAUGGCUUUGCGAUUACAGAAAUGGCUUGGACUUCAGCAGCAGCUCUACAUCGUAGACGACAUGAAACGGAGUGGAACCUCUGAAACUCGAUGUUGUUGA